Molecule: messenger RNA, 2395 nt
Organism: Sorex fumeus (smoky shrew)
Lineage: Eukaryota; Metazoa; Chordata; Mammalia; Eulipotyphla; Soricidae
Gene: UHRF1
Product: ubiquitin like with PHD and ring finger domains 1
Exons: 16
Coding region: 11-2395 (794 amino acids)
Biological process (GO): negative regulation of gene expression via chromosomal CpG island methylation
Molecular function (GO): ubiquitin protein ligase activity; protein binding
Source: RefSeq, a predicted model, not a curated record
AGCAGGAACCAUGUGGAUCCGCGUGCGUACCAUGGACGGGAAGGUGACCCGCACCGUGGACUCUCUGUCCAAGCUGACCAAAGUCGAACAGCUGAGACACAAGGUCCAGGUGCUGUUCCACGUGGAGCCAGGCCUGCAGAGGCUCUUCUACCGGGGGAAGCAGAUGGAGGAUGGCCACACGCUCUUCGACUACGACGUGCGUCUGAACGACACGGUGCAGCUGCUGGUGCGCCAGAGUCUGGUGCUGCCCCGCGGCGGGCGGGAGCGGGAGGCUGAGCUCUCCGACUCCGACUCCGGCUGCUGCCUGGGCCAGGCCGAGUCGGACAAGGCGUCCAACAGCAGCGAGGCGGACGCCAAGGCGGGCCUGGCCGAGGAGGAGGCCUGGGACGAGACCGAGCUGGGGCUGUACAAGGUGAACGAGUAUGUGGACGCCCGGGACACCAACAUGGGUGCCUGGUUCGAGGCGCAAGUGGUCCGGGUGACCAAGAGGGGACCGUCGCCCGACGAGCCCUGCAGCUCCACCGCUAUCCCGGACGAGGAGGAGGAGGUUAUCUACCACGUGAAAUAUGACGACUACCCGGAGAAUGGUGUGGUGCAGAUGAGUGCCCGGGAUGUGCGGGCCCGCGCCAGGCACAUCCUGCAGUGGCAGGAGCUGGAGGUGGGCCAGACGGUCAUGCUCAACUACAACCCGGACAACCCCAAGGAGCGGGGCUUCUGGUACGACGCCCAGAUCGUGCGCAAGCGGGAGACACGGACCCAGCGAGAGCUCUUCGCCAAUGUCAUGAUUGGGGGCGACUCUCUCAACGACUGUCGCAUCAUUUUCGUGGAUGAGGUUUUUAAGAUCGAGCGCCCGGGUGAGGGGAGCCCAGUGGUCGAGAACCUCAUCAGACGCAAGAGCGGGCCUUCCUGCAAGCAGUGCAAGGACGACGAGAGCAAGCCGUGCCGCGUGUGCGCCUGCCACCUGUGCGGGGGCAAGCAGGACCCCGACAAGCAGCUCAUGUGCGACGAGUGCGACAUGGCCUUCCACCUCUACUGCCUCAGCCCUCCCCUCAGCAGCAUCCCCGAGGAGGACGAGUGGUACUGUCCCGAGUGCCGCAAUGAGCCCAGUGAGGUGGUGCUGGCCGGAGAAAAGCUGAAAGAGAGUAAGAAGAAGGCGAAAAUGGCCUCGGCCACUUCCUCGUCCAGGCGGGACUGGGGCAAGGGCAUGGCCUGUGUGGGGCGUACUCGGGAAUGCACCAUCGUCCCUUCCAACCACUACGGACCCAUCCCGGGGAUCCCCGUGGGCACCAUGUGGAGGUUCCGAGUGCAGGUCAGCGAGUCGGGGGUCCACCGGCCGCACGUGGCGGGCAUCCACGGCCGGAGCAACGAUGGGGCCUACUCCUUGGUCCUGGCUGGGGGUUAUGAGGACGAUGUGGACCACGGGAACUUCUUCACGUACACGGGCAGCGGUGGCCGGGACCUCUCCGGGAACAAGCGGACAGCUGAGCAGUCCUGUGACCAAAAACUCACCAACACCAACAGGGCGCUGGCCUUGAACUGCUCCGCGCCCAUCAAUGACCGCAAGGGUGCCCAGGCCAAGGACUGGCGGUCGGGCAAGCCAGUGCGGGUGGUCCGCAAUGUGAAGGGGGGCAAGCACAGCAAGUACGCCCCGGCCGAGGGCAACCGCUACGACGGCAUCUACAAGGUGGUGAGGUACUGGCCCGAGAAGGGGAAGUCCGGCUUCCUGGUGUGGCGCUACCUCCUGCGGAGGGACGACGAGGAGCCCGGGCCCUGGACCAAGGAGGGGAAGGACCGGAUGAAGAAGCUGGGGCUGACCAUGCAGUACCCUGCAGGUUACCUCGAAGCCCUGUCCCGGAAGCAGAAGGAGAAGGAAAACCGCCUGAAGCCGGCGGACGAGGAGGCCGAGGAGGAGGCCGCCGAGGAGUCCAUGGAGGUGGAUGACUCUGUGACCCCCAAGAAAGGCAAACGGAAGAGCAAGACAGGAGAGGGCCAGUCCAGCCCCGUGUCCCCGUCGCGGGCCACCCCGAAGAAGAGCCGCGUGGAGCCCUUCAGCCUGACCGCAGAGCAGAGCCUCCUCAUCGCCAAGGACCAGAGCAAUGCCAAGCUGUGGGCUGACAUCCAGGGCUCGCUGCAGGGCGGCACGUUCCAGCUGUUCCUGAGCAAGGUGGAGGAGACUUUCCAGUGCAUCUGCUGCCAGGAACUGGUGUUCCGACCCAUCACCACCGUGUGCCAGCACAACGUCUGCAAGGACUGUUUGGACCGCUCCUUUCGGGCGCAGGUGUUCAGCUGCCCGGCCUGCCGCUGUGACCUGGGCCGCAGCUACUCCAGGCAGGUGAACCAGGAGCUGCAGGCGGUGCUCAAUCUUCUCUUCCCGGGCUACGGCAGUGGCCGGUGA